Molecule: messenger RNA, 1058 nt
Organism: Lathyrus oleraceus (garden pea)
Lineage: Eukaryota; Viridiplantae; Streptophyta; Magnoliopsida; Fabales; Fabaceae
Product: protein C2-DOMAIN ABA-RELATED 11
Exons: 3
Coding region: 272-772 (166 amino acids)
Source: RefSeq, a predicted model, not a curated record
GGUGAGUUCUUCUUCCUUUACUCAAUCUCUUUUUUUUGUUUAGUAAAACUUGAAUCAAUGUUGCUAAAUGCCAAAACUAGUUCAUCUUUUCACUACUUAGUGUUUGGAUCUUGUGGUUUAUUUAGUAUUAUUUACCAUAUCCAUUCUUCAACUCAAUUAUUAAUGGUUUUUUAUUAUUGUCUGUAGUUCUUGUCUUUCUCUGAUUUGUAAUUGCUGGUUUCUAGGUUUAUUUAGUUUAUAAGAAACUCAUUUUUUUGUUAGGAGGUGUAUAAUGAGUGAACAAUUGGGGGUGCUAAAAGUCAUAGUUGUGCAAGGAAGAAGGUUGGUGAUUAGGGAUUUCAAGACAAGUGAUCCUUAUGUUGUUCUCAAACUAGGGAAUCAGACUGCAAAGACCAAGGUCAUUAAUAGCUGCUUGAAUCCUGUUUGGAAUGAAGAGCUGAAUUUCAUUCUGACAGAACCCUUGGGAGUUCUCAAUUUGGAAGUAUUUGAUAAAGAUCUUUUGAAAGCUGAUGACAAGAUGGGAAAUGCAUUUAUCAACCUUCAACCAUUAGUCUCUGCAGCAAGAUUAAGAGAUAUUUUAAAAGUCUCUUCUGGCGAGACAACAUUACGAAAGGUGAUACCUGAUACUGAUAACUGUCUUGUACGCGAAAGCAGUAUCAAUUGCGUUAAUGGCGCGGUUGUGCAGAAUGUUUGGUUAAGGCUUCGUGAAGUUGAAUCCGGGGAACUAGAAUUGACACUCAAGUUGACCAAACCUGUUGCAACUUCAAAAUAGUAUUGCAAGAGAGUAGAUUUCUAACUAGAUUAUAGUUGUAACAUUUUAUAUGUUGUUGUGGCUUGGUUUUGAUUAAUUGUUUUAUAAGUGUAUCUAUCUAUGAAAAAAAUGCAUAUUCUAAUGCAGUUUAGUGUUUGGUUAGAUAAGAGAUAUUUGAAGCUGCAUUUCCAAAUGAACAAGCUGUGAUUUAUGGCUUCUUUGGCCUUUUAGGGUGUGUGUUGUGCUUAUUAUACUUUUUUUCAAGAGAGAAAAAAAGCAGUAGAAAAUUGAAUGAGUAUAUUCUUAA